Molecule: messenger RNA, 1540 nt
Organism: Fusarium vanettenii 77-13-4
Lineage: Eukaryota; Fungi; Ascomycota; Sordariomycetes; Hypocreales; Nectriaceae
Exons: 2
Coding region: 1-1194 (397 amino acids)
Molecular function (GO): zinc ion binding; 5-methyltetrahydropteroyltriglutamate-homocysteine S-methyltransferase activity
Source: RefSeq, a predicted model, not a curated record
AUGGCCGGUACAAAGCUUCCUUAUCACGCCGAUCACAUCGGCUCCUAUAUCCGGCCGGAGGCUCUCUCCUGGACCCAGGCGCAAGCCGAUGCCGGCGAGGCUUCCCCCGAGCAACUGGUCGCGGCUCAGAAGGCUGCUAUUGCCGACAUUGUCAAGAAGCAGCAGGAGCAUGGAGUCCGAGCCAUCACUUCUGGCGAGUUUGAUCGCAAGUACUACUUCUCGGGCUUCUUUGAGAAGCUCGGCGGCUUCCGGGAGGUGAGCCCUGUGCCAUGGGAGCUCGCGCGCAUCUCUGCGCCCCCAAUUGCUGCCCUUAAGAAGGCUGGCAAGCAGUACCCCAUGGCCGCUCUAUGCGAGGGCAAGAUUGAGUACAAGGAGAGCCCUUAUCUCGAGAACUGGAAGAUGCUGCGGGAGUGCGUGCCCAAGGAGCAAUGGGGCGAGUGCAAGUUCACCAUGCCGCCACCCUGCUACUUCCACCUUCGACUGGCAUCGGGCAAGUGCUACACCCCUGAGGCUUACUCAAACGAUGAGGACUUCUUUGCCGAUUUGACAAAGGCCUACCGUCAAGAGCUCAAGGCGCUGUACGCUGAGGGUGUUCGCAACAUUCAGAUUGACGACCCCACUCUCGCCUACUUUUGCUCCGACGACAUGCUUGCUGCUCUCAAGGAUGAGGGUGUCGAUCCUGACAAGCUGUUUGAUCUUUACCUGAAGGCUCACAAUGACUGCAUUGCUGACCGCCCUGAGGGUCUGCAUGUUGGACUUCACAUCUGCAGAGGCAACUUUUCCAAGUCUAUGCAUUUCAGUGAGGGUUCCUAUGAGAAGAUUGCUGAAAAGUUCUUCACCACCCUCAACUAUGACACCUUCUUCCUUGAGUACGACAACCCCCGCUCAGGCGGAUUCGAGCCCCUUCGCUUCCUGCCCAAGCACAAGAACGUUGUUCUUGGAGUUGUCACCACCAAGGAUCCCGAGCUUGAGGACGCGCAGGUCAUCAAGCAGCGCGUGCUAGAUGCAGCCAAGAUUAUCGCCAAGGGCCAAGGCCGCAGCCUCGAGGAAGCUCUCGAGCAGGUCGGCGUCAGCCCUCAGUGUGGCUUCGCCAGUGUUGCCGUUGGCGCCGAGGGUAUGACCGAGGAGAAGAUGUUUGCCAAGUUGAAGCUUGUCAACGAUGUUGCUCACGAGAUCUGGCCUGGCAAGCCUUGAGAUGGUUUCAUGAAAGAGAAAGUGUAUUUAGGAGUUGUGGGACCUGGUAGAGUCCCUUUGCAUAGCGUGGUGUUGUCGACGAAAAGACAUGUGGUGUUCUGAUGAGUGAAAAAGGAAGAGUUCUAGGCGGUCUUGCUCGCAUAUUUUCAACAAUACUUGCAUCUUUGGGCCCUUGAGUUGCCUGUCAAUGGGUUGACGUUUAGUUUGGCUCACAUAAAACCGCGUACGUUAGGGUAACGGUUCAAUAAGGGAUUAGAAGAGACUCCAUAAGGAAUCCCCCUUUCCUUUGGAUCAUUUUCUCCUAUUGUUUGAUUAUUUUUCAAUAAAAUCAUCUUAGGAUAUUCAU